This is a messenger RNA of Phyllotreta striolata, 1464 nucleotides long. The record is from the annotation of a GenBank genome assembly. NCBI's taxonomy places the organism in Eukaryota, Metazoa, Arthropoda, Insecta, Coleoptera, Chrysomelidae.
UUAGGUUAUGAAUCUCAAAUUUAAGUUUGUUGUUAAUCAUGCAAUUACUGCGUUUUGGAAUAUCUAAACUAUGAAUAUAUUUUACGUGCACAAACGAAAAUGUUUCAAUAUAUUGCUGUGUUUCGGCGUAGCCACGUUGUUAGUGAUAUUGUUCGAAACUCAGUACCUACCUUUCAAGAUAUAUCGCUUGUUCUACCCCUCAGGUAGUAUUUACUGUUAUCGAAUUCAAACGGAAUCUCUUCCCGAAAUAACCGAUAUCACGCCUCGUAAGGGAAAGUCGAUUUUCUUCCACGAGACAUCGUGCAAAUCUUUCUUGUACGAUAAAAUUUUCAUAUCCUCUCGACAGGCCUGCGCUGUAGAAAGCGCGGCUCGAACGAAUCCGAAUUACGAUGUUUACUUACUGUUUACCUCUCCUGGUUUACUUAAAUUCGAAGGCGACGAAUCCGAUGAUAUUUUAAAAGCUCUCUCAACUUACGAUAACAUCAAAAUGUUCCAUUUGGAUUACGAAAAAUACACCAAAGGAACGCCACUCGAAAACCUCUAUACCUCCGGUAAAAUAGAAGACUCGAUAUAUGCACAAUCUCAUGCUAGUGAUGUACUUAGAUACCUUACUUUGUGGAAAUACGGCGGCAUUUACUUAGAUUUGGAUGUAAUAGUUACGAAAAGCUUGGAAGAUAUACAGCCGAAUUAUGCUGGAAUUGAAUCGAAUAAAAAUGUUGCAGCCGGUGUGUUGAGCUUCGACUCCACAGGCAAAGGCCACGAGAUGGCCGAGAAAUGCGUGGAUGAUCUCAAACACAACUUCAACGGCCACGAUUGGGGUAACAAUGGUCCUGGUGUCAUAACAAGAUUGCUGAAAUCUCUUUGUGGGGUGCAACUGGCUAAAGAUAUGAUCGGUAAAGAUUGCGGUGGCUUCACCGCGUAUCCUCCUCACACGUUCUAUCCUGUGCCUUGGGAAAAGUGGAAGAUGUACUUCGAUGAAAACUCUACGAAAGCUGUACUUAAUAUGGCUAAAGACAGCGUCGCUGUGCACGUUUGGAACAAGCACAGCGAGAGAACGAGUCUUCCUUUGACUUCGGGCGCGCCUUACAUGUAUUUCGCUAAGAAAUAUUGCCCGAAGGUCAUCGAGGCUUGCCACGAUUCUUUUUGAGUUUUCCUUGUUGUUUUAGAUGGAUUUUGUUGAUUCUUCUGAUAUUAUUUCUAUACUCUCUAUUAUUCUUUUGGAUCUGGUAGAUGUUCUGGUUAAUUUUAUUUCUAUUUCUGUAUACUCUUAGCUAUAAGAUCAAAAUAUACUUCACUCGAAUUAAUUAAUAAUAAGUUCGUUUUUAACAGCUUGUUCUUUGGAAGGUAAAAUAUUUUUUCGCGCGAUUUUACAUUUUAAUAUACACAUCACCGAACGCGAACUUUUAUUUCGGAUUUUACGAAUCGUACAAUACAUUUUAACUACCACUUUAAAUAUUAUUGUCG